Theobroma umbraticum is the source of this 2214-nucleotide messenger RNA. The record is from RefSeq and is a predicted model, not a curated record. NCBI's taxonomy places the organism in Eukaryota, Viridiplantae, Streptophyta, Magnoliopsida, Malvales, Malvaceae.
UUAUUUAUCAGUAACAAUGUUAGUGUCUCUGGUUGUAGAAGAUGCUAUUUCUUUCUCCAGUCUCUAUUUUAACAUUAUACUCAUGCAACAGAAUUGAAGCCAGGAUGCAAUCUUUAUUGAUUUAUCUAUAGACAUCAUCUGAAAUGGUAGUAAUAUACAGCCUUGAAUUUGAAUAAACUUGUUUGAUAUGAGUAAUUUGCUGCCGAGCUUGGGCCGCUAAACUGAGCUGCGUCAAUUACGAGCACUCCUCAACCUAAAAGUGUGAAGUUUUUUAAAUAACAAAAGGUUUUCGCUAGGAAUUAGGAAGACAUCCCAAUAUUGUUCUGACUCGUUUUGAAUUAAGCACUCUGGCCAAUAUGCAGGAUGAGAGGUAUGAGUGCUUUCCUUUGGAGCCUCCUAACUGCCCGUUGCAGCUCUUCCCUCCAGCCUGCAACUUCUUUGCAAAUUUUACAGGCUUGCAGCACUGCCGCCAAAUGUUGUCAGAAUAAUCACAUGUAAGAAACAUGUGAUCUCCAGUUCCCAUCUCUUGUUGGCGAAAAAAGACAAUCCCCAUUGAUGGACAUCCCGCCAUGAAAGCAGCCUAUUUUCAGUAGGAAGUCCGUUUAUGCCUGAACUUAUUCCAAACAGAGGCUGCAGAUUGAAAAUGCCCUUGGGAGUUGUAUGUGAUAUCAGUAUCAGUAAACUGUAAACGGAAAGGGGUUCUCCCGAGGUCUCUGGUUUAUGUCAUAUUCUUCAAUCUUCGCCAUUGUUGUUUUGGUUGCAAUAUUAGAUAAGGCAAAAAGGCAAUUUCGAUGACCGAUGGGCUAACCCUACUCAGCGGGGCUAUGUAGGCCCAGUAAACGUCAGCCUGAUUAGCACGGCACUUUCUCUUCCACAAUCCAACCGAAAAGGCAAAAACCCUUAAACCCUCGAUGCUUGAAGCAGCAAACUCAAUUAAGUUAUGGGUGUCAGCACCGAUAACAUCCAACAACGGCAAGUGACGAGUAACCAACUAAAGUAGGAAUGGAUGAUGAAAAGAAAGGUCAUCUCUUGAGCUUUCUCAAAGUUAUUCCUCCGGUAGACUUCUGCUGUCUCUACGGCUCAGCUCUCCAUUCAACCAAUCAUGACAAGUCAACCAUGGUAGAUUUCAUACUCGGCGUGUCUGAUCCCCUGCAAUGGCAUUCUGAGAAUCUAAAAAUGAAUGCAGAACAUUACGCGUCAUGGAUGGUGCUUCUUGGUGGGGCAAAACUGAUUACUGAAGUUGCAGACGAUAUAGGAGUAGGAGUACACUUUAACCCGUUUGUUACUUGGGAUAACAAGAUGCUGAAAUAUGGAGUUGUUCGAAUGCAUGACUUGGUUCAGGACGUAUUAAACUGGGAGAGGUUCUACUUGAGUGGUCGUUUACAAAAACCGGUAAAUAUGCUCGUGGAUAAUUUGGACAUUGAAAAUGUAAACUCUGUUAAUUUGCGAGCUGCAGUGUCCGCUGCUCUCCUCCUCUUGCCACCCAAAUUCAUAGAGGAAGACCUUUAUGCCAAAAUAUGUAGCCUGUCAUACAUGGGUGACUUGCGUAUGCUAUUUGCAGAAGACCGAAAUAAGGUGAAGAAGAUUGUACAAGGGCAGUUUGAUUUAUUCCAGUCCAUGUAUAAGCCAUUUCUUGAAGAGUAUGAAGGCAAAGGCUUCUUGAGAUUCUCAUCAUCUGAAAAUCACUAUGCGCAUAUAUCUCAGGAUUGUGGCUUAACAGUAGCUCGCUCACACGUGUCUUCUCUUCCUCCAACUAUUAGAAGUCAAAUGAGGAUAAAGCUAGGAAAGAAGAAAGUAAUUAGUGAAUCUGGUCAGGUGUUGCAUGAAGUUGUUAUUGGGUCAAGAGAAGAGGCUGCAAAAUGCAUGCAGAAGGUUUUGAGGCGAACAGUCAUGGUUUCAAGUGCAAGGCAAGCACUAUCUGGUCUAUUGACUGUUGGUGGUAUUAAAGCUGCUAGUUAUGUCACCAAUAAAAUGGAGAAGGCUUGGAGAUCAUGGACAUGAUACUUUGCAUUUAAAUUAAAAGCCAAGGCGAGCGGGACAGGCAGGCAACUGGUUAUUUUGUGAUUACUGUUAAAAUGAGGGUACCAUGCUGUCUUUCUCAGACUUAUGAUUAUUAUUAUUUUCCUUUGUCAGUCCCUCUGGCGAAUAAACUCGUCAUUCAGAGGGCAAAAGAACUCCCUCUGUUGAAAGGCCAAUAGGGAUAGAGAUGUUGGA